UUUCACUACUGAGUGAGCUUGAAAAUAUUUAUUUCCAAGUUGAAGGGAAUUAAUUAAUGAAAAAGUAACAUUUUAAAGCUCAAAUCAGCGAAUAACGAAUAACCAUUUGAACUCAGUGAAUUAAGAAUAGCAAUGUCGUUAUUCGUUAGCUUUCGCUAGCUCCUUUUGUGACUUGAACACUGUUUAUCACUCCUGAUAACGCUAUCUAAAAUGAAAAAAGGAAUUGAUAAACUUUGUCGUGUUUGCGGGAAAACCGAUAGACAACUUAUACCCAUAUUCAGUGACGAUGGUUUGGUUCAUAAUUUACCUGAUAAAAUACAGAAGCAUUUGUUUUCAAUUCACGUUACCGAGAAUGAUGACCGGCCGCAAAAAUUAUGUUACCAGUGUACUUCCACCUUGAUAUUAUGGAACGAUCUGUUUGAAUUAAGCAUUGAAACAGACAACGGUUUUAAAACGCAGUCGAAUAGCACUAAGCUGAAGAGUACUUCAUUAACUGAUUCCGUUAAACCGAACGCUUCGAACACAGCUGUCGAGAAAAAAUCGAAUUCUAUCGCGAAAAAGAAUAAUAAAGAAGAAAUAGAUGACUCCAUUACCGCCGAAAUUUUCAAAGAAAUCAGAGAUUUUGAUAAUUUCCUGAAUCAGUCUCCUGCUCCUUCUAUUGCUUCGGACAGCGAUCAUGAUUUAACUGAUGACCCUAUGCUGGAAAGUGACCCUGUUCAUGAAGAAACAAUCGAACUUUCUCCAGCAAAACGAGCUUCUUCAUCGAAAGUUUUGAAACGACAGAAAACAACUCAAAACAACGAUAUCUGUGAUGUAAUAUGGGAACCUUCGCCCAAACAAAAUUCUCGUGCUAAUAUCUCGAAAAAAACGAAGCAAACGCCAAUUAAAACUAUCACUGUUGAUGGUAACGAAAUACAACCUUCCGAGAUACCAAAUUUAACCACUGAUGAAGGUAUUGCAGCGGAUACGCAAACACCUCAGAUGCUUUGUGCAAUUCAAGAUUCGAAUAAUGAAAAUACCGAUUCUCCCAGUGAUCCACUUGUUACAAAAAGAAAACGCCCUCCAAGAAAGAAAAAUCCUUCGCUGGACAACAUAGAAAGUCGAAUAUGUCGCAUAUGCGGUAAAUGCUUCAAAGGAGCUGAUACUAUGCGAAUCCAUAUGAAAACAGUUCACUCGACGGAAAGACCUCAUGUUUGUAGUAUUUGUAAUACUGCCUUUAAGCGCAAAGAUCAUUUAGAUGUUCACUUGAAAUACAAACACGGUAAUGAUUCGUAUCCCAGACGACCUUCUAGAAAGUAUCCUUCUACUUCUCAAAAACGUCUCUGUGUUCACUGUGGUAAAAUUCUAUCAUCUUCACAAGUCCUCAAAGAACACAUCAACAGUUUUCACUCGGGACAUCGACCUUAUAAAUGCGAACAAUGCAACAUCAGUUUCAGUAGAUAUUCUACCUUUUAUCAUCAUACAGUCGUGCGUAAUCAUAAAGUCGCCUCGUUUUUCAAAACGUGCGACAUUUGCGGCCUGGAUUUUCAAAGCGAGUCGUUCUACUUCAAGCAUAUGUGGAAACAUCCUGAGAAUGUAUUUUGCGAAAUAUGUAAUAUUACUUUCGAUGAUAACGAUUCGUUCCGUAAGCAUAUCGAAACUUCUCACGAAGAGGAAAAAUCAUUCCAGUGUAGUUCCUGUGGUAAAAGAUUUGGCUCCAAGAAUAGUCUCAAAAUACACGUAGAACUGCAUAACGGAGAAAAACCUUACGAAUGUCAUUAUUGCGCUUGGAAAUUCCAUAAAAAAGGUCAAUUAGUUAUGCAUAUUUAUCGGCAUACCGAUGAAAAGCCGUACGUUUGUGAUGUUUGCGGUCGUGGAUUCCGGCAGAAAGGUGACAUGAGAAAGCAUAAAGCUGGUCAUGUUAUGCAGCUUAAAAGAACUGGUAGUAGCAAUACGUCGUGAUAAAAUUUGCCUUUCGUUAGACAUAUUCGAUUUGUUUGGAAUGAAGACUUAAUAAUAGCUGAUCUGAAGGUGAUAUCACUUAUUUUAUGUGAGUUUUAUGUCAGUAGUCAUUGUUUUAUGUUUAGUGCGCAGAGUUUAAGAUACGUUGUUUCGCCGAGUUUUUAUGAAUAAUUGUGAUGCUUAUUCAUUUUAUGUUCAUUUCUUACUCAUGAAAAAUAAAUGUUUUCAAUUUUUUUUUUUUAAAUAAAAGUAAUUCACUUGCA
Molecule: messenger RNA, 2204 nt
Organism: Planococcus citri (citrus mealybug)
Lineage: Eukaryota; Metazoa; Arthropoda; Insecta; Hemiptera; Pseudococcidae
Product: zinc finger protein 391-like
Exons: 6
Coding region: 211-1941 (576 amino acids)
Biological process (GO): regulation of transcription by RNA polymerase II
Cellular component (GO): chromosome; nucleus
Molecular function (GO): zinc ion binding; chromatin insulator sequence binding
Source: RefSeq, a predicted model, not a curated record